Messenger RNA from Talaromyces stipitatus ATCC 10500, 2259 nucleotides. Its product is annotated as C6 transcription factor, putative. Gene Ontology annotation, biological process: DNA-templated transcription; regulation of DNA-templated transcription. Lineage: Eukaryota; Fungi; Ascomycota; Eurotiomycetes; Eurotiales; Trichocomaceae. The transcript has 8 exons. Gene Ontology annotation, molecular function: zinc ion binding; DNA-binding transcription factor activity, RNA polymerase II-specific; DNA binding. The coding region runs from base 1 to 2259 and encodes 752 amino acids. The record is from RefSeq and is a predicted model, not a curated record.
AUGCCAUCUACUAGCCAGGCCUCCAUGUCCAGUGGCAGCGGACCAAUCCCGCGGGCAUGCGACUCGUGUCAUAAGAAGAAGAUUCAUUGUGAUAGACGCUUACCGAAAUGUGACUGGUGCCUUCAUCAUGAUCUAUCAUGUACUUUCAAUCGUGUUCAUAAAAAUAUCCGAAUGAAAAGGUAUGGUAUUUUGAAUAUAUCGCUCCAGCGUCGAUCUAACUCACACAACAAAGAUUCCUCGGUCACUUCGGAACGCCUGGAAGUAAAUGUUCCAGGACCCAUCUUCACAGAUACGAGGUUGUCUUUAGGCAAGCCAUACCUGCCCGAUGGAUUCAUGCUGUCAUCACCCGCACUGAGAAAGCUAAUCGCAUCCUGUGCGGGUAGAAUGGACCUAGACCUUGAUAGUCUGAGAAGAUUUGGCCUUCCAUGGCAAUAUUCUCAUCCUCAAAACUCAGAAACUGUAAAUCAGGUUGCCAACGGAGCCACGAAACUUCCAAGCAGAUCGACUAUGGAGCAUUACGCUCGAAUAUAUUGUUCUUCAAUACACUUCCUAGUGUUUCCUGUUGUCACUUUUGACCUCUUUCAGCGGACUCUUGACCUUGUUUAUGGUUCCAAGAGUAUCAAAGAUUAUACUGGUUCAGCCAGCGCAAAAGCAGCAAUUUAUUCGUUCUUAUCCAUUCUAACAAUUGUUGGGUUCACGAAAGGAAAUGCAUCCGAGGGUCCCAGCUGUGAGUUUUACGCAGCUAAAGCCCAAUCGUACCUGGUUGAUAUCAUUCAAGAGGUGACCAUGGACGGCCUUCAAACUCUUACAACUCUGAUCCUAUCUACAAUAUUUUCUGGAGAUUACAAAAAAGCGGCAAUGUUCGUUACAAUGGCUUCUCGGAUUGCAUACUCCUUGGGUGGCCAUAAGAAUCCCUUUGAAUCACAGCACAAUGAAGCCCAGGCGCAUCCCCGUAUCCAUGAUACAAGUCGCCCUGAAUGCCAUAUACGUAACUUAUUCUGGCUUUGCUAUACUUUUGAUAAAGAACUGGCGCUGCGAACCGGUCAGCCACCAUCAAUAAGUGACGACAACUGCGACCUUACUCUACCUCCGGGCUAUAUUGAACUACAAAAUUCCAAUAUAUGUUGCCCUGAUGUCGUCAUUGAUAACACCACAGUGCCCCUAUACCCAUGGGAUCCUCGACUCUCAGUUAUCAAAUCUAGAACCUACAAAUUACUCUACUCCGAGAGUGCAAUGCGGAAAUCAAAGUCAGAAAUAAUACAGCAUAUUCGAGAACUAGACCACGCUCUUGAGCAAUGGCGAAUGUCUCUAAGUCGUGAAUUUCGACCAACACUCACAUUUUCCGAAGAUACACUUUUCCCUUCGGCGCUGGCUACGCAACCGGUAAUGCUUCGUUUGGCAUAUCACCAUUGUAUGAUUAUUAUUCAUAGUGCUAGCAAUAGAUGUCGCGCCUCUUUGGUGAAGGGUCUUGAUCUGCAAGAGGUUGGCGUCGCAUCGAGCUUGGGACUGAGCGUUGAGGCGUCGAGGUCAUCCCUCUUAUACCUCCAAGCGGCUUUGCCAAAUAUUGCUGGAGAAUGUUUCUGGGUGAUUUUGUUUUACGUUGUCUCCUCUAUUGUCACCAUUUUGGGACAUAUGAUCUCCAAGCCCCGUGAUCCUAAAUCAGCUUCCGAUUUCAAAUUGUUGAUGCAGGUGUCGGAUAUGGUGCAGAGCUUUCCUGUAACAGAACUGUCAGCCGCCGAACUGAUCCAGAUGCAGCUGCACGUGAAUUUGGAGUCCCUCAAAAACAACUCUCCCGACGGAUCAACGGCACACCCUCUCGCUCAACACGGCCACCAACGAACUGAUUAUUAUCGCUUGAUCAAGAAAAAGCGCUUUUGCUGUAAAUGCAAAAUAUUUAAUCCUCAGAUUUUACUGGUUAGGGAACGCCACGGAGAGCCGGCAAAGAUUGAAUAUACGAUCAUCUCAAACAUCUACCAGAAAAUUAGCAACGGAUUGUUCAACGACCUCAAGAAAUUGAUUGUUGAACGAUGGUUUAUUGAUCUCAAAAUUGUUAUGGAUGACCUUAAAAUCACCCUCAAGAAUCUUUACAACUUUGACGAGACCGGAUUCAUUGUUGGACAGGGAGAAAAGGAAGCAGUGGUUACAGCAUACCCAAAAACGUUACAAAGGAUUUCUAGCCUGUCUUCUCGAGAAUCUCUUACUGUUGUUGAGUGUAUAAACGCUGAAGGAAAGAUUAUACCACCUUUAAUCAUCCCAUAA